Messenger RNA from Glycine soja, 1111 nucleotides. RefSeq names its product glutamic acid-rich protein. The transcript is spliced from 5 exons. Bases 81 to 773 code for a protein of 230 amino acids. NCBI's taxonomy places the organism in Eukaryota, Viridiplantae, Streptophyta, Magnoliopsida, Fabales, Fabaceae. The record is from RefSeq and is a predicted model, not a curated record.
GAGAGAUUAGGGUUUGAAGUGUAAUGUGUUGUUUUGAAGAAUAAAAAGAAAGAGAAUUUAGGGUUUGGCAAGAGAGAGUAAUGGGAGGAAAGGGAAAAAGAAGAAGAGAGAAAAACUACAGGGCUGCUCAUGGUGGCUACACUGGCCUCCCUCCUCCACCUGAUGCUUCUAAACAUGACGCUUUGCCCUCCAAACUUCGUCAAAUCAUCUCUUUCACACAAAACCCAACUGGGGCGAUUGGGUUUUCAAAUGACAAGAAAAACGUUGGUGGGCAUGCCCAAAAUAAGACUGCCUUAAAGGACACAGGUGAUGUUGAAACUGUAGAUGUCAAACAGGGGAUCUCUAAUGGACAAUUGAAGGCACCUCAACUUCUGGAUAGGAGUGAAGAAAAGCGUAUGGAAAGUGGUGGUGUUGACAAGAAAAAGAAAAAAAGAAAGAGGAAGGAGGUUAAAGAUCUCAGGUUUGAAAUGGAAGUGGAUAAAACAAGCUCCCAGUUAAAAAGAAAGGAACGUAAGAAAAAGUAUUUCGAAGCAAAAAAGAAGAAGCACAAAAAAUCCAAUGAAGAAAAAAUGGACUUCCCUGGACAAGAAAAAAUAAAAUUUGGAGAUAUUGUACAAGCCCCACCAAAGUUAGCUGUUCCUCCUAAGGCAUUCAAGAAUGCUUCUCAAGAGAGACUUAGACUCCAGGCUAUAGAGGAAUACAGGAGUCGCAAAGGAUGGGCGUCAAGGCCAGGAAGUCACCUUCCACCUCCUGCGACUACUUUGGACCCUUAAAUCACUCUCAGCAUGUUGUGAAGCAUACUAUGCUUACCUGAACUAGUCUUGGAUAUCAUGCAGAGUACUCAUGAACAAAGAAACUGUCAUGGCUAUUUCAUUUUUUCUUGGAGUAUCUUCAUUCAGAGACAAUUUAUGGGUUCUUAUGGGAAGUAUGGUCUGACGACACAUUUGUACAUGUGUGGAAGUUAUUUGUUACACUUUACAAUCUAUGCAAAGCCAAUUAUUGAGCUGAUAGGAUAGCUAAAUUUUGUUAGAAUAUAAAGAAAAUAUCAACUCAAGUCGCCAUUUAGAUUUUGUAUCUCCAAAUAUUCUUUAAUCUAUUUUUUCCUUGGUUA